Saprolegnia parasitica CBS 223.65 is the source of this 1115-nucleotide messenger RNA. RefSeq lists its product as hypothetical. Bases 17 to 1114 code for a protein of 365 amino acids. Gene Ontology annotation, cellular component: membrane; intracellular membrane-bounded organelle; cytosol. NCBI's taxonomy places the organism in Eukaryota, Oomycota, Saprolegniomycetes, Saprolegniales, Saprolegniaceae. Gene Ontology annotation, molecular function: sterol binding. The transcript has 6 exons. The record is from RefSeq and is a predicted model, not a curated record.
CGACGCGCAAGCACAUAUGAGCUCGUCGACCAUUCAGCCGCGGACUGCACCACCGCCCGCACCCGUGGGUCAAGAUCGCAUGUACUGGCUCGCGGGUUUCAAAUCCAACAAGAAGGGCGGUCUUGUCUUCGAAGACAAGGUCGUUCUCAAGAAACAGCAAGGCGUCGUGAAGGACGUCAUGGUGCAACUGGGCGCGCAGCUUCUGAGCGGCAAGCUCGCCGUGCGGCUUUCGCUUCCGAUUCGCGUCUUUGAGCCGCGGUCGCUCCUCGAGCGGGUCGCGGAAGCCUGGUCGUAUGCACCAACGUAUUUAACCAAGGCCGCAACGACCAAGGACGCUGUCGAGCGCAUGACCAGUGUCAUGGCCUUUGUCGUCAGCGGUCUUCACUGCUGCGUCAACCAAAACAAACCGUUCAACCCGAUCUUGGGCGAAACGUACGAGAGCAGCUUGCACGACGGCACGCUGAUUUACAUGGAGCACGUGCAGCACCACCCGCCGGUCGCAGCCUUCCUUGUCCUCGGGCCCAAGGACUCGUACUCGCUCCAUGGGCGGUACGAAUUCGAGUCGUCCAUGUCGGGCAACACGAUCACCAAUUUUCAAAACGGCACGACGACGUUCGAGUGUCCGAACGGCAAAGUAAAGUACGAACUGCCGCAGCUCAAGAUGGGGGGCGUCAUGCUCGGCGAUCGCCUCGUCGAGUGGACGGGCGUCGCACGCUUCGCCGACGCGACAGCCGGCCUCGGCGGGUCGCUGGACUUUGAUGGGAACGAUGGCAUUUUUGGCCGGUCGGCCGGCGACGACAUCAAGGGCUCGAUCCACAACCUCAAGAAAGGGACCAAGCCCAGCGUCCACAUCAAGGUCCAAGGCUCGUGGCUCUCCCAGCUGCGGUUUGAUGGCAACGUCGUCUGGGACGUGACGACCGAGCCGUUGGCGCUACCCGUGCCUGUCCCACACGCGCUCCCGUCCGACUGCCGGUACCGGGACGACCUCGCCGAGCUCCGAGCCGGAGAGACCGAGAAAGCCCAGGCGAGCAAACUCCGUUUGGAGGAGCUGCAACGCCACGACAAGAAGCUGCGCAGUGACAAGCCCAAGCCGAAUAAAAAGUCCAACAAAUGAA